AUGAACUUUCAGAAAUCUAAAUCAUUCAAUCCUCUUAAACCUAUGGAUUUUUCGAAGUAAUUCACAAAGCGUCGUAUUGCUCUGAAAAUUCUAUAUACAGGUUGGGAUUAUAGUGGUUUGGCUCGGCAAGAUUCAAGUACAUGCACAGUCGCUGAGAAUUUGAUUACAGCACUUUGCAGAUGCCGUCUAAUUGAAGAUCCCGGAGCCUUAGAAUUUGCUGUUUGUGGAAGAACGGAUAAAGGUGUUAGUGGUCUUUCACAGGUAGUUACUCUAACUGUUCGCUCAAAUGUACAUGAAGGCGUCGGUGUUAUUUCACCUGAAGAUAAAUCUAAUUUAUGUCCCGAAAAACCAGAGGUGGAUUAUGUUUUGGUUGCAAACAAAAAUCUCCCAAAAGAUAUACGUGUUCUAGCUUGGUGUCCAGUUCCACUUGAAUUUAGUCCAAGACGCGAUUGCUUAAGUCGUUCAUAUAAGUAUUUCUUUCCGGGCGCAGAUUUGGACAUCGAGCUUAUGCAAACGGCCUCCACAAAAUUGGUCGGACUUCAUGAUUUCAGAAAUUUCUGCUCCUCUCAAGUUAACAACGGUGUUGUUAAUCACGAAAGAGUAAUCUAUGAAAUUAAAAUUACUGAUGAAUCUGAGGAUAAAAUGAAUCCUCGAAGAUUCUGUUGUCUAUACAUACGAGGCACUGCCUUCUUGUACCAUCAGAUCCGUUGUAUAGCGUCUCUUCUUUUCACUAUUGGUAGAAAAAUAGAACCCCCAGAAAUUUUGGAAGAUCUUCUUAAUGUGAAAAAGUUUCCCGGAAAACCGCAGUAUCAAAUGGCAGAACCUGAGCCGUUGCUCUUUUUCGAACCGGAAUUCGAAAAUAUCGAGUGGCAAACAAGUCCCACCGCGCAGGAAGAUAUUUUGAAAUGCGUGCAGAUGUUAUGGACUCAGACAGCUGUGAAAGCCAAGAUUACUGAAACCAUGCUAGAGGCGGUGGAAAAAAUGUUUCCGGAGUGCCGACAAAAUAACCAUUUAUGGGCAAUUUCCCGAGAAGCUUCUGCUCUACUGGGUCCUAAACGGAAGUCUAUUCUGAAAAGAACAACGGAAGAACCUCUGGAAGAAAAGAUCAAGAGGUUGGAGGCGAAACGACCCCGAAAGGAUGUAGAAUAUAAUAAAGACAGUGAUAGUUGA
Messenger RNA from Rodentolepis nana, 1170 nucleotides. The record is from the annotation of a GenBank genome assembly. NCBI's taxonomy places the organism in Eukaryota, Metazoa, Platyhelminthes, Cestoda, Cyclophyllidea, Hymenolepididae.